GACGGAGCCGGGCAGCGGGAGCGGCGGCCGCGCCAUGUGGCUGCUGGGGCCGCUGUUCCUGCUGCUGAGCAGCGCGGCUGAGAGCCAGCUGCUCCCAGGGAACAACUUCACCAACGAGUGCAACAUUCCAGGCAACUUCAUGUGCAGCAACGGGAGGUGCAUCCCGGGUGCUUGGCAGUGCGAUGGGCUGCCCGACUGCUUCGACAAGAGUGACGAGAAGGAGUGCCCCAAGGCUAAAUCGAAAUGUGGCCCGACGUUCUUCCCCUGUGCCAGCGGCAUCCACUGCAUCAUUGGUCGCUUCCGGUGUAAUGGGUUUGAGGACUGUCCCGACGGCAGUGAUGAAGAGAACUGCACAGCAAAUCCCCUGCUCUGCUCCACUGCCCGCUACCACUGUAAGAACGGCCUGUGCAUUGACAAGAGCUUCAUCUGCGAUGGGCAAAAUAACUGUCAAGACAACAGUGACGAAGAAAGCUGUGAAAGUUCUCAAGAACCAGGCAGCGGGCAAGUGUUCGUGACUUCGGAGAACCAGCUGGUGUACUACCCCAGCAUCACUUACGCCAUCAUCGGCAGCUCCGUCAUCUUCGUGCUGGUGGUGGCCCUGCUGGCCCUGGUCUUGCACCACCAGCGAAAGCGCAACAACCUCAUGACGCUGCCAGUGCACCGACUGCAGCACCCUGUACUGCUCUCCCGCCUGGUGGUCCUGGACCACCCCCACCACUGCAACGUCACCUAUAAUGUCAACAACGGCAUCCAGUACGUGGCCAGCCAGGCCGAGCAGAACGCCUCGGAUGUAGGCUCCCCGCCCUCCUACUCAGAGGCCCUGCUGGACCAAAGACCCGCGUGGUACGACCUUCCUCCACCGCCCUACUCUUCCGACACCGAGUCUCUGAACCAAGCCGACCUGCCCCCUUACCGCUCACGGUCGGGGAGUGCUGACAGCACCAGCUCCCAGGCAGCCAGCAGCCUCCUGAGUGUGGAAGACGCUGGCCACAGCCCAGGGCAGACCAGGGACUCUGUGCCCAGCCAGGGCACUGAAGAAGUAUAAAAUCCGGUUAUUCCAAAGUCCAUAUGGGUUAAUCUGCUCUGACUUGCUACCAUUCUAACAACGUGUGCUCACGGGGAGCUCCUGAAGCACCUUUAACGGUAUCUCAAGUUGCAGUUUGGGGUGUCAGCUGUUUUUCCAUUUCUCUCCUCCCCCAGAUUUCAGGGAUGUUCUUUGGAGGGCAACCUGGCAUAUUUCUGGCCUGUCAGUUGACAUGAACUAUUGUGCAUCUUUCCUGCGAGGUCACUCUUCCUCUGGGGCCCAGGAUCACAACCUCACACUCCACAUCAUUCCUGUGUUAGUGUUGGAAUCCCUUUGAGUAGGAGUCAUAAAUUUGCAGGCAGCAGAAUAAAACAGUGUUUGAGUAGUCUGUGAGGAAGCAGUGUUUCUGUGCCUUGUUGGCUGUUC
Cynocephalus volans (Philippine flying lemur) is the source of this 1450-nucleotide messenger RNA. It is a transcript of the gene LDLRAD3, whose product is annotated as low density lipoprotein receptor class A domain containing 3. The transcript has 6 exons. Gene Ontology annotation, cellular component: plasma membrane. NCBI's taxonomy places the organism in Eukaryota, Metazoa, Chordata, Mammalia, Dermoptera, Cynocephalidae. Gene Ontology annotation, biological process: receptor-mediated endocytosis. The coding region runs from base 35 to 1045 and encodes 336 amino acids. The record is from RefSeq and is a predicted model, not a curated record. Gene Ontology annotation, molecular function: protein binding.